Messenger RNA from Didymodactylos carnosus, 4471 nucleotides. Lineage: Eukaryota; Metazoa; Rotifera; Eurotatoria; Philodinida; Philodinidae. The record is from the annotation of a GenBank genome assembly.
CCUUUCUAUGCAAAGUUAUAGAAUUUACAAGAAAAGCCCUAAAUUGUCCAUUGUCAGCUCAAAACUGCAGAAAUAAGAAAAAAAAUUAAUUUAGGGCUUUUCUUGUAAAUUCUAUAACUUUGCAUAGAAAGGUCAUGCAGAGCUGGGAGAUGUCUCAUUUUAAUCAUAAAUUUGCGCGCUACAAUCCUGCCUGAUUAAAAAAUAUUUUUGUUAUUCUUUGGAGUUUCUGAAAAACUGGUUUUCCAGAAGACAGGAUCUUCGAAGUGCUAAGGGCAACUCCCAUAUUCAUAUUCGGAAUCAGCAUGAUCGAUAGCCUAUAACCCACUAGAUUUCUAUUAAAAAGCGCUUGAUCACUUGGGCUUGAUCACUUGGAAACGCUCCCUCGUAAGAUCGAACUGUUAGAAAUUAAAUUUAUGACUUGAUUGAAAAGUAGAGAUUAAAAUAAGUAAAAUACCUCGCGUGGAUGUGUGUAUCUAGAGACGAGAGAUAUAGACAUAUUAUAUAGUGAUGAUUUUCUUUCUUUUCUUUUUGAUAGCGUUCGGCUGUAUGGUAGAGUCCUGCGGGAAUGACUUUUUCCCGUAUUGUCCCGUCCCGUUUCCCGCUGGAAUCGGCAACGGGAACAAUUGAAAAAAAAUGACGUUCCCAAAACUGUUCUAAUUCAUUUUUAUCUGUAUCAAAGUUUAUUUAUAUAACAGGUUUUCAUUUUCAAUAACUAUUUUGAUACAUAAUUAACACAAAAGACAAUAGAUAUCUAUCAACAAAAAGUUGCGUAAGGUAUGAUGUCGCCCAAAGCCGAUCACUAAUGAUGAUACUUUUCCCAUACACCGAAAGAACAAAAUUCGGAAACGGGAACACGGGAAUUUUCGGGAACGGGAACAAAAAUAUUUUUCCCGGGAACGGGAACAGAAAACUUUUUUACGGGAACGGGAAACGGGAAUGGAGAAAAUUUGUUCCCGCAGGUCUCUACUGUAUGGUUCAUCACCAUAUGUCUAUAUCUCUCUUCUCUAGAUACCCACAUACGUGUAAGAUAUUUUGCUUCUUUCUUUUUAAUAGUCUUAUCUGAUAAUAAGUAUUUCAAUCUCUACUUUUCGCUUAUAUAACAGCUUUAUAUGUUAGACAUAAAGUCAUAUGCUUAAUUUCUACUGUGUUUCCAUUCGGACUGUUAUUAUGCACUUAAAACAAGCUGCUGUAGUAGUUAAGAUUUAUCCGAGAGAGCAAUAUUUCUAAUCUAUUAUAAUCCAUAUCUCACACAUUGAUAUUGAAUGCAAAGGUGCAGAUCGUCCUUGAACUGUAUCGAACUCAGAACAAUAAAACUAAAGAAAAAAUUUAGUGUUCAUUUAUGUUAAAACUUGAAUCGAUCGGACUCGAAAUACAAAAACUCAAGUCCAAGUCCUCCAAAAAAUCUUCCAGUCCGGACUCGGACUCGCCCAAGCCUGACCUGUUUUAGAGUAGAUGAAGGAAUUCUAUUAAUGAAGUUUUGGGGUGACAAACUUUGUCGAAAACAGUUUCUGAGUACAAAAUGAAAUACUCUUUUUUUGGUUUUUUAACAUGCGUGUGGAGCGAGCUAAACAAUGAGCUCUUUUCUCAGCCUUAGUAACUUUGUUUUGGAUGAGAAGCGAAAAUAGGUAGUUGCUGUAAGAAAAAUCACAUUUGUGUAUGAUUUUUUCGAAAAAUGUUGGACUUUAACGUAGUUUUUCUCUGCAUCUUUUCGUUUAGAUGGUUUAGCAACAGCUUAUGGUAUCAAAGAUGAUGUUCUUCACGACUCCUAGCAAAUCCCGUCGUGAUUGUGAAACAUAAGCGAGGACUCCUGCAGCGACAGCGUGAUUUCUCACUUAGUGAGCAAGUUUCACGCCGCGACAUAGCGAUUGCAACAAACUCAAAUCUGAUGAUCGUGACUUCUUCGUGAUCGCGAAAAUCGCGAAUCAUUUCGCGAGAAUCUUAGUAAUCCUCUUACGUGUUCACGCCGUGACUUUUUAUCGGGAGUCCUGCCGUGAGUUCAUCGUGAGAGUUGACCUGGGAAAGAAGCAUCUGUAUAGACUUCCCAAAAUCGAUUUGAAUACUACUAUGGGUGUAAAAGUUGUUAAUAAUACUGUCAUCUUUAUCAAAUGCGAAAACUAGCAUUUAAUUGCUAAUUAUGAUAAACUAAAAUUCUAGGUAAUUUUGACCAUGUUCUAGUCGUAAUCUAAUCCAUAUUUUGAAUUAGCAGCAGGUAAAUUAAAUAAUUGAUCAUGCCUUAUUAUAUAAUACAUUCUUGGGAAUCGAACGGAAAAAGAAUGAAAUUUCUACCAUGAAAAAUACCCGAGAUAUUUAGAUGCACCUUUCUAUACAGCGUCGCAAAGCAGUAUGAAAAUAGAAAGUUCGACUAAUAGGACUGCUCCUAGAGGUCGUUCAUUGUCAUUUUCUGAUUUGUUAUGUUCGAUUACCUAUACUCCCUCAUUAUCAACCCUUAAAACCUUACACAGUUUAUAUUAGAGUUAUUGCAUUUUUGUGUUAUGCGGACGCUGACAUUUAUUUCAUAUGGACCUAGGCUUUCAGUCAAGAGAAAUAAAAUAAAUUUCAAGAAAUAUUGAGAUUGGAGCGCAACAAAAAUGCACAACUAGAUAAUCAACUGUGGCGCAUGCGAUGGGCGUAUGCACGACUCUCCAAAGGAUCUUCAGAGGACUUUCAGACAACUUUUUCAUAAAUAUUGGAAUAUGAAGCCGAAACAGAAGACUUUAAGCAGAAAUUGACGAUGGCGCAUCUAACAGACAUAUGCUCAAACUUUUUCGAGGAUUACAGAGAACUUUUAGAGAUUCUCCAGAAAACUUCUGCAUUAAUACUGAUGUUUAAAGCUGAAAAAAACUUUCAUAGGUAAUCGACUAUUGAAUAUUUCUUAACGAAUGAGCUGAACCAAUGAUAAAUUAUACAGAAAGCUUCUGUUUUCUAGUAUUAAUACUCAUAUUAAUAUUAUUUCCGAAAUUUUACUAAUAUAGGGACUGUUAAUAGUUUGUCACUAAAGUCUAGUGUUAAACCGUCAAAACGUAUUGUUAUGAUUAUAUCAUUCCCAUAAUUAUUUAAUUUUCUUGAUAAUAAUAAUACAAUCGUUGCCUUUGACGACGAAUGGCCUUUUAUUUUGAAAAUUAUUUAACCAUGUUUCAAAACUGAUCGCUCAUAUUCUCUCCCUAUGUUAUUGUCCUAGAAUAAAACAAUCUAAUUAUCUUUUAGAAUACAGUUUAGUACAGAAUGUGUUCUCUAUUUAUGAAUCAUAAAUGUUCUUUAUUAUUUCGGUAAAAAUUUUCUCAUUUUGUUCGAAUGUUUCGCAAUUUUUUAUUUCACUUUAAAAUUUUUCAAGAUGGAAUACAUGAAAAUAUUAAAUAUAUCUCUAAUUACGAAUAAAAUUAAGUUCAUUUUUCAAAAUUGUUUUUGAGUGUAUGGUGAAAUGAUUACAGAUGAUGUUUAUGUUGAUACUAUAUUAGAAAAAUUAUUGGAUGUACGAAAAUAUUCAAAACCGGCUGAUUUGAAUGAACAAGAAAUAAGAAUAAUAACAAUAAAGGCACGUGAAAUAUUUCUAUUACAGCCGGUACUUUUGGAACUAGAAGCACCGUUGAAAAUUGUUGGUGAUAUUCAUGGACAGUUUACCGAUAUAUUACGUCUUUUUGAUGCAAAUGGGUAUCCACCAGAUUCAAACUAUUUAUUUCUUGGCGAUUAUGUUGACCGCGGCAAGAUGUCAUUAGAAACAAUUUUGUUAUUGAUGUGUUACAAAAUAAAAUUUUCUGAGAAUUUUUUUUUACUACGUGGUAAUCAUGAAUGUGCAUCAAUCAAUCGAAUAUAUGGUUUUUACGACGAAGUGAAGAGAAGAUUUAAUCUGAAAUUGUGGAAAACAUUUACAGAUUGUUUCAAUUGUUUACCAAUAGCAGCAAUUAUCGAUGACAAAAUAUUCUGUUGUCACGGAGGUCUUUCACCGGAUUUACAAUCAUUUGAACAAAUUAGAAGAAUAGCACGACCAACAGACGUACCAGAUACAGGAUUAUUAUGCGAUCUUUUGUGGUCAGAUCCAGAUAAAGAUACAAAUGGGUGGGGAGAAAAUGAUCGUGGUGUUUCUUUUACAUUCGGUGCAGAUGUAGUCGCUAAAUUUUUAGCAAGACAUGAUCUCGAUCUUAUUUGUCGAGGACAUCAAGUUGUCGAAGAUGGAUAUGAAUUCUUUGCUAAACGACGAUUAGUUACCAUUUUUAGUGCCCCAAAUUAUUGCGGUGAGUUUGAUAAUGCUGGUGGUGUAAUGAGUGUCGAUGAAAAUUUAAUGUGCAGUUUUCAAAUACUUCGUCCGUUAAAUAAACAAGUACCACCACUAUCAUCGCAACAACAAGCUCCACCACCAAUUGUCAGUCAAGAUUUGAUAAAACGAAAUUCAGGCGGAUCACAGAGUACAACAACACAAUCAUUGAAAGAUCCAAAUAAAAUACAACAAUCACAUCAAAAUAAACCUAAAAAAUAG